This is a messenger RNA of Ogataea polymorpha, 3444 nucleotides long. RefSeq lists its product as uncharacterized. The coding region runs from base 1 to 999 and encodes 332 amino acids. Gene Ontology annotation, molecular function: D-amino-acid oxidase activity; FAD binding. The transcript has a single exon. The record is from RefSeq and is a predicted model, not a curated record. NCBI's taxonomy places the organism in Eukaryota, Fungi, Ascomycota, Pichiomycetes, Pichiales, Pichiaceae.
AUGACCUUCGCAAUUGUCGGCUGUGGGAUUGUCGGACUUUACACGGCUCUCAAUCUUGUUGAGAGUGGCGUCAAAGGUUCUGAAAUCACCAUUGUAGCAGAGUAUCUACCUGGCGACCAGUCGAUCAACUACACGUCUCCCUGGGCCGGAGGUAACUUCAGCUGCAUAUCUCCAGAUGAUGCUCAGACAUUACAUUUUGAUGAAACCACAUACAAACACUUGGCUGCCAUUCGAAAAGUUCUGGGCCCCGGAUGUGGUCUAGACCGCCGUCCGAGUACUGAAUACUGGGACUAUCUUCCUGACAAGCGGAAAAUUGAUUCCUUGAGCUCGUAUUUACAGGAUUUUGCGAUUAUUCCGUCAUCCCAACUUCCUCAAGGAGUGGUUUUCGGUAUCAAAUAUCUUUCCUGGAACUUCAACUGUCCAAAGUUUCUUGAAGUGCUAAAAGAAUACCUCGCUUCCACUGGCAUUGUCUUUGUGCGGAGGAAAAUCCAGAAUGUCGACGAGAUGUUCGAGUUUGCUAGUACAGUUUUCAACUGCACGGGAAUCGGCGCCAGAGCACUUGGGGGAGCCGAGGACAAAAACAUCUAUCCUGCCAGAGGCCAGGUUGUGGUUAUCAAGGCUCCUCACAUUAACGAGAACAGAAUGAGAUGGGGACCCGAGGACGUAACCUAUAUCAUUCCUCGACCAGAUUCUCAGUCUCAAGUGGUGUUGGGUGGUUAUUUGCAGGCCAACAACUGGUGUGCUGAUACAUGGAAAACAGAGACCGAUGACAUCAUCCGCAGAACUAGUCAAUUGUUCCCAGAAAUUGGAAAGGAGCCAGAAAUCCUCCGCGUGGCGUGCGGGCUGAGACCUAGUCGCCAAGGCGGUGUUCGCGUUGAAAAAGAGCAACGUGCUAAAGGAUUGCUUAUCCAUGUCUCUGGAUUGUCGGGCUACGGCUACCAAGCGGGAUAUGGGGCCGCUCGUCGUGCGGUCAGACUGGCUAAAUCGUAUAAACUUUAACUAUAAUCCAAUGUAUUCAUUGAAGUGUCAAGCGGAUUCUGAUUGACAUCAAAAAGAUAGUUUGGCAGACUGAACAUGUUUGGAAUUAAAGAGUCCUCGUCAUAGUAAAGUCCGUCGAGCAACGAAUCUUCGCUAUUAUUGGGAGUUUGUUUUCCAGACGUCGAAGAGGAACCCCAGAUCUGAUCCAGAAACUCUCUUUGCGGCUGAUCCGCAGCUGUUUUGUCGAUCGUGGGUCUUUCCAUCGAAACGCGAGUAUACGAUGAAAGAGAUUGGAAAUUUGGCAAUUUCGAAGACGCGGACCCGUCUUUUUUUGCCUUUGAUUUGAUUUCAUCAGCCAUUUGGAAAAAUUCAUCAAGAAAGUCUCCCACAUCUAGCUUGCUACGUUCCUGAAUGUUUGGAACAGAACACCAUACCGUGUAAAAAAGACAUCUGCUAAUUUUGUCCAUCGUCUGCCACUUAUGGUGGUUGGGGAGAGAGUUAAUAGCACCAACUGCAAAGUAGUUUUUGCUCACCCAAUACAGGAGUUGGACGUCUUCUACCACUUCCGGUGAAUUCGGGUUUUGCAAAACCUCCGCGAUCAGCGCAACAUAGGCGCACAUGAAAUAGUAGGUGGCAAAGUAAACGUAAGCCUGGUUGUUCUUGUCAAUCUUGUACGCAAUUUGCAAUAUCUGUCGAAUAGCAUUCAAACCAAUGUUUUCAAACCUGGCGUGUUGGUUGUCUCUGUUUGAAGACAAAUGUGAAUGUUUGUGGUCUGAGUACCAAUUAAGGCGCAGCAUGGUCUUCGAUAUAAUGAUCUGGAGCAAGUAGUACUUGAGAUUGUAGCUGAGGACCAAAAACGGAGGAAAGAUGCCAUCCGUCACAUUCGUCACCUUUGUCGGAGCCCCCAAAUAGAGAAACGUCUCACCCGGUCUAAUUCUUUUGGGGAAGCACAUUCUCCAACAUUCUAAAUCAUGAAGUAAUGACUCGAUAGUACUUGUAAUCUGGGACCUUGUUUUCCUGACCAGAGACGUAGCCGAAAACAGUUCCUGGUAUGUUCUCGACGAGAUGACUGCAAGAUCGUACGUGAGAUAGAGCUCAAAAGAAAAAUCUUGUUUAGUACUAUCCAGCAACGAUGUCAGCUUGGCGGUAAUUUUGUCCCUCAUGAUUUCUCUCUUGUGUCUUCCGUCUGGCAGUCGUUCGUAUGGCAUUGCCCAAAAUUCUUCAAAGCCAGGUAAUGGAGGCGUCGUGAUAUCUGUGUCAUUUAGGAUAGGGGGCAAGCCACUUUUCAGACAAACCUCCUUGUCUAGAGCGUAUGCCCUCCACCAUAAGUAGAUCUUCUGAUCCCUCCUGUCUUGAUUUCCUCCAAGAUAGCUCUCUUCCCUGUGCAGACCCAAUUCGAGUGCGGAUCUGGCAAACAAUGUAUUUGACAGUGUAUAUGCAUGCCGAUCCAUACAAAUAUCAGCAAUCGGGACUAGCAAAUAAAGAGCUUGUAGUCUCAAAAGGUUAGAAUGCGACACCGAGUGAUUUAGAAGUAAUUUCAGGCAGUUCUCAGAAAGUUUUCUUUCGAGUUCCUGCAGAUGAAUCAACGGCAUUGGGCACGGGAAAUUCAUCGUUCUUACCAGCUCGCUAGCUAAACAGCAGGAAUGGAGCAUAAUGCUAGUCAUGAGUAAAAUUUCUGAUGGAUGAAAUGCGUUCAGAGGUCGGAGGCCAUUUUGAUACUUGAGAUAUUUGUCGAAAAGCCCGUGCACUUCAGCGAUCUUCAUGGGAUAAAUGUUUUGAAAGAAAGGCUCGAUCGUUUUCAGAAGAUACUCAAUUACUUCUGCAGAUGGGAAGAUCUCCGAUGCUGUGCUGGGCAUUGUAUAAUUUUGACUUGGUUUCCCUUGUUGUUCUGCUUUCAUUAGUGUAAUGAUAUGACGACGCAAAACUUUGGUUGGUGUUUUAUCCGGGAGAAGGCUAUCAAGCCAUUUGAGACCUUUGGCUGAAAAUAAUGAAAAGGUGGUCAGAGGGCCAAAGUAUAAGUCUUCAAGGUCUGCCUGGUUUGCAUGGGAGUCUGCAACUGGCUCAAUAUUCGGCUUGUUAUUCUCGGGAGAGUUGCUAUCUCGAACAAAGCGUUCAUUGUCAGUCACUGUAUCGGGAUCCAGUUUAUUCAACAACGCAUGCACCAUGGAUUCAAGUUUAUUCAGCCUUCCUUCCAGAUCCUUUGGGGCGCCGGCACGAGGCUUUACUUUAUUAUUUUCCGGAACUGCACUCUCGCUCUCUGAAUUGUCGCUCACGUUGGAGCUCUUCCUUCUUUUGGACGACCGCUUUUUGGCAACGUACAUAUAGGUACAUUGUAUGUUGUGGUUCCUGCAAUUCCUGCAAAAUGAUUCACCGUCACAUUUGAUUUUUUUACUGCGACAAAAGUCGCAAGCUUUCGAGGCCCGCUUUGGGUGCUUUUCUAGUUUUUCCAUGCCAGUAAGUGGUGGC